Messenger RNA from Electrophorus electricus (electric eel), 2911 nucleotides. The record is from RefSeq and is a predicted model, not a curated record. Lineage: Eukaryota; Metazoa; Chordata; Actinopteri; Gymnotiformes; Gymnotidae.
UUUGCAUGCCAGUGCCUGUGGGUUUUAAGGAAAUCCAUGUAUUAAGUUUAUUUUAACUUGUUAAAAGUUACUAAUCAUUACAGUCAGCGUUCCUUGAAUAUCUGUGUGUAAUGGAGUUUGGGCCGACAACUGAAUUGAGCGAGUGCACUCUGAGCAUAUCAGCACUAACAUUUAAUACACAACUUGUGUUUAACAAUUAUCUAGUAUUUUAAACUGACUUGCAGCACGUUUUGUUUGGAAUUUAUAAGGUUCGUUCCGCCGUCCCAUUGUGUUACGGGUGUAGCUAUCUGUCCACACUGGUCGCAGUGGCGACAGCUGUAGUUUCAAACAUCCUGAGUACAGUUACACAACUUCAAAAGCAGCAACCAAUUUGUAAUAAACAAGGCUCCACAGCCAGGAUAGAAUAACAGUAAUUUCAGUGGACACAAAGCCAUGCCUCGCACAAGUAAACUAAUUUGGGAUUUAAGGGAUCGCUCACUCGGCUUGGAUGAAAGAACUAAUUUUGUGCGAGCUGGUUACACAGGCACACGAGAAUUUGUCCAAAGGCUAAAACUUGAAUCUUCUUUAACUGUCCAUGGUGGCUGUGUAAAUACAAUCUGCUGGAAUGAUACAGGUGAAUACCUCCUAUCAGGAUCAGAUGACACCAAUCUUGUCAUCACAAACCCCUAUACUAGGAAGGUGCUAGUUGCUGCUCCCUCGCAGCAUCGAUCGAACAUCUACAGUGCCAAAUUCAUGCCAGAGUCCUGUGACCACUGGAUUGUGUCCUCAGCCGGAGAUGGAAAUAUCCACUAUACCAACAUCAGCCGGAGCCCUGACAUCACUCGGUACAAAUUUACCUGUCACCACGGAACUGUAUACAAGAUUCUAACAGUGCCAAAUGACCCAUAUACGUUUCUCUCAUGUGGAGAGGAUGGAACUGUCCGAUGGUUUGAUGUCAGGUUGAAAAGGGAAUGCAGCAAAAGCAGAUGCAAAGAGGAUAUUCUGAUAAACUGCCGUAGGGCGGUCAGCUCUAUGGCCAUCUCCCCUGCUGAGCCCUAUUGCCUUGCUCUGGGCUGCUCUGAUAGCUCAGUACGCAUCUAUGACAGAAGGAUGCUGGGCACCAUCACUACAGGGAGCUUCUCCAGUGGUGGAGCUACAGGUAUCUGCCUACGCUUUGUGCCUCCUCAUCUGAUUGGCAGGUCAUGCCGUGUGACCUCACUGAGCUACAGCACUGAUGGGAAAGAGGUGCUUGCCAGCUACUCGUCAGAUUACAUCUACCUUUUCGACCCCAAGAAUGACCAGGCUUCUAAAUUAAAAGAACUGGCUGAGUCCAAGAGAAAGGAGCAGCAUCAACCAUUUGUGAAGCGAUUGAGACUGAGAGGUGAUUGGUCAGACACUGGACCUAGGGCCCGCCCUGAAAGUGAGAGGGAACGAGAUGGAGAGUCCAAUUCAAAUGUGUCACUGAUGCAGAGGAUGUCAAGCAUGUUAUCUCGUUGGUUUGAAGAAGCCAGCCAGGCUCAGAGCAGCAGGGCCCGCUCACGCACAAGUGGGGCAGUUGCUCAGUCAGCUGGUAGCAGCAUGGUUUUUGCUGCAGCUCAGGCAGUGUCCAGUGCUGAGGGUCGUGCCCAGGGCCAGGCUACCCGAGACCCCAUAUCUUUCCAUACCUCUGGUGCAAUCGUAGGCUCCUCCUCCUUAUCAAGCCCCACCUUAUCUCGUACUGCUCAGUAUUAUGAAAUGGAAUGGCACAGUAGAGGCAGUGUAGAGGCUGAGAGGCAGUCCCGCACAGAGCUGAAUGGAAGUGCAGCCAUACUAGCGACAGGCUCUGAUGACAGCAGUGAUGAGACCGUGCAAGCCCCCUCCACUCAUACCCUCAGAGGUUCGACUGAAAGAUUUACCUUAAGGGGAUCAGCUAUAGGAGAACGGGUUCUCAGGCGAACAGCAGCUGCCAGGAUUCAGGAGAUUUUUCGCAGGAGGAAGGAGCGAAAAGAGAUGGAGGAGACUGAGGCUCUGAGUAUCAAGAGACCUAUUGCAAAAUUGUCCUUCAAGGGCCACCGUAACUCCCGAACAAUGAUUAAAGAGGCGUGUUUCUGGGGCAACAACUUUGUGCUGAGUGGUUCAGACUGUGGCCACAUCUUCAUAUGGGACCGCCACACUGGAGAGCAUGUGAUGCUUCUGGAGGCUGAUAAUCAUGUUGUCAACUGUCUACAACCGCACCCAUAUGAACCAUUGCUGGCAUCAUCUGGAAUUGAUUAUGAUAUAAAAAUAUGGUCACCUAUGGAGGAAUUUCCAUCAUUUGACAGAGUGCUGACUGAAGAAAUAGUUGUGCGUAAUGAGCUCAUGUUGGAAGAAAAUAGAACCACUAUAACUGUUCCAGCAUCAUUCAUGCUCAGAAUGCUAGCCUCCCUCAGCCACAUAAGGGCAGAUCGAUUUGAAGGAGAUCCAUCAGAAGGCUCAGGACAAGAGAAUGAGGACUAAUGCAUCAAUUAAGGCUAAUGUUGGGCAGUUAGUCCCAUAAAAAUGUGUGUUAUCUGUAGCUACUUAUUUCAAUAUUUUUUUGCCAAGGGUUUAAUUUGCUAACUUGCUUAGAGCUAAAAUCUAUAUGCACAUUUACUAAUUCACAAUAACCAGACAAAAAUUAUGAAGUGGAACAAACAUGAAAUCUUGAUUUUACUGAUUUCUAAUACUAAAAUAGUUGGGGGGGAAAAUGUCCUGGACAUUCUGUUACUUCUUAGUUUCUUGUUAUAGCCUGCUUCCCCUCUUUGCCUUCAUGUGUUUUUGGUUUGUUAUUCUUAGCCUUCGUUUUUUCCUAGCUCCUGUGUAUACUAUCCUAGCCCUUGUUUUGUGUAUCAUGUAUCCGUGUUGGCUCUAUGACCCUGGACUACUCCGCCGACGAGUCUGGAUUUGCAACUAAUAAAUCUCGCUCUUCUCCGCA